AUGAUGCUGGGCUUGGCCACAGCUGGUCCUGUCCUUUCUUCCAAGCCCACUCCACCCAGAACAGGCUGUCGCAUUGGCAUUUCCCAGUCUUUGUCACUACAGGAGCUAGAAGUCUCCAAGAAAGGCAAGGAUGCUUUGGUCCAGGAGCGCCCCAAAGCCCUGCAGGCUGAGCUGGCCCUGACACUGGAGGUUCUGGAGAACGUGACUGACUCAGCCCUGGGCCCCAUCCUGCACCAGCCUCUUCACACACUGUGCCACAUCCAGUCCCAGCUGCAGGCCUGUACACAGUCUCAGCCCACAGCAGAGCCCGGGUCCCCGAGUGGCCGCCUCUUCCUCUGGCUGCACAGGCUCCAGGAGGCCCAGGAGAAGGAGACCCCCGGCUUCCUGGUGGACUCUGUCACUUCCAACUUCUUCCGCCUGCUCAUGGGGGACCUGAAGUGUGUGGCCAGGGGAGAUCAGUGUGAGUACAGUGGCCCGACACAGCGCAUCCAAGAUUCCGGACUCCACACUCGGUCCCACCCCUCCCUUAACUUAUUUCCUCUCACUUUUUAUUUAUGAAGCUGCGGU
This is a messenger RNA of Myodes glareolus (Bank vole), 567 nucleotides long. The record is from RefSeq and is a predicted model, not a curated record. NCBI's taxonomy places the organism in Eukaryota, Metazoa, Chordata, Mammalia, Rodentia, Cricetidae.